This is a messenger RNA of Taeniopygia guttata (zebra finch), 4252 nucleotides long. Lineage: Eukaryota; Metazoa; Chordata; Aves; Passeriformes; Estrildidae. The record is from RefSeq and is a predicted model, not a curated record.
UUCUCUUGCCUGGAAUCUCAUUACUGUCUGUCCUCCUGUAACACAGCCUGACCCCACUUGGCUGCUUGGAAACGGUUUUAUGCUGGAUGGGAUGCACCACACCACUUUUGCUGAAAGAACGGUUUGGCUGCUGGAUUUAAUGAGUUCUUAAGCCUUUUAAAAUAAAUUUAACAGACUUUCAUGGUGAAAGUGUUGCUGGAAUAGAUUGGAUCAUGCAGAUGGUUCUGUACAUUGACUUAAGGGUCUUUUUUUUCUUAGGUUUUAAAGAUUUCUGUCUUUAAAUAUGGUAAUAAUUUAUGAUUCAAGCAUCCACCAGGUUAAGGAAGAUUUUUUUCAACUUAUUCAGCUGCCUGAUUUUACUGCUUGAGUUUAAACCAACUGCUUGUGAUUGCACUGGGGAAAUUCAAAAUCUCUGGGACGCAGUUUGUGCUGGAGUACAAGAGGUGUGUAACAUCAAGCUACUUCUGGUUGCCUGUCUCAUACGGGUUCCAUCCGAGGUUGUCAAGCAAAGGGCUCAGGUUUCUCCUUCCUCGAGCACCCUCCGGAUUCUCUCCCACACCUUGUACCAUGAGGGUAUUCAAGGACUUUAUCGGGGUUAUAAAAGCACCGUAUUAAGAGAGAUUCCUUUCUCUCUGGUACAGUUUCCCCUCUGGGAGUCCUUAAAGGAUCUCUGGUCAUGGAAGCAGGGUCACGUGGUGGAUUCUUGGCAGUCAGCAGUCUGUGGAGCUUUUGCAGGUGGAUUUGCAGCUGCAGUCACCACACCGCUCGACGUAGCAAAGACAAGAAUUAUGUUGGCAAAGUCUCUCUCUCUGUGGUGCAGGCUGGUUCCAGCAAUGCCAGUGGGAAUGUUCUGGCUGCCCUUGGUGGCAUCUGGAGGACACAAGGCCUGUCAGGCUUGUUCGCAGGUGUUGUCCCACGGAUGGCAGCCAUCAGCCUGGGAGGCUUCAUCUUCCUGGGGACAUAUGAGAAGACUCGGCAGCUGCUGCUCUGAGCCAGUCCAGCCCAUCCUGCUCGGGGAGAAGCCGCCGAGGAGGAGGAGGAGGAGCCGGGUUGGGAGCAGAGCCUUCCUCCCGCACCCCUCACAGCAGCUGUCCUGCAGGCUGAGAGCCACUCGCCCUGCUAGAGAAAAGUAAAUCCCCCAAUAAUCCAGUUUCCCAAACAUGAAAUUUUCCUGCAUGGAAAAUUGGGUGAGGUAAUUUUGAAGAGUCGUGCCAAAAAAGUAAUGUUUGGGGGGUAAACAGCUAAUUACGGUGGCUGCAAAAGGCAUUAUUAGAACUCCUGCAGGGAAAGUGUUUUGGAAAGCUCUGGCUUGGGGGCUGAGUGGGGAGGCUGAAAUAAAGCAAGUUUUCAUCAUUCAGUGGCACCUGCCUCGUAACAGGGGAGGGGAAGGGGCUGAUAGAGUUACAGCCUGCUGCCCUGCAACAGCACCGAAAGGAUCCUGGCUUGGGAGAACUCUUUGUAAAAGACAAUCAUCCAUUUGUUUCUGAUUCGAGCUGUGUUUGUGGAAGUUUAUAUUCCUGUUUAUACCUACAGGUGCUCAGCAAGCAUUCCUGUGUGGGAGCCAGUGCAGCUUUAUUAAUCACACUCAUAUUUCUCCAGUAAAAGCACAGGCUUGUAUUAUUUUACAGCUGUGCGUGUGCAAAGAUACGGAGCUCUGCCUUCUUCUGGUCUUCAUCCCUCAGCAGCUGACAGGAGGAUGGAAGUGCUGAAGCCUGUUGGGGGGAAGCUGGGAGGGCAAGGCAGGAAGAACAUCAGAGUUCUGCUGCUGUAGGGGAGGAUCCUGAGGGCAAAACUCUGCUGCUGUUUUCAUGUAGGAAACAGAAGCUGCAGCAGCCAAAAUGGUGCGAGGAUGAGUGUGAUGGAACGACCUCAUUGGAAUUAUUCAACAUUAUCACCAGGCUCGGUGCUGGGGGUUUACAGCACCAGCUUGGCUGAUGCUGAGGGGUGGCUGGGGUGGUUUAGCUGUGGAGGGUGUUUGUGUGGGCAGGCAAAGCCAAGGGGCUGUGCUGGGUGGUGGUUUCCUGCGUGGGAGUGGUGCCACAGGGCCCUGGGAUGAGCUGUGCCGGGUCACUCAUCCUGCUGGCACUGUCCCUGUCAUGCCAACAUGGAUGUGCUGCCCCAGGGUGCUGUAAUUCACCUGUGAGGCUGUUCCCAUCCUGAGGACAAUGUACAGGUGUCUGGAGUCCAGGGAGAGGGAGAACCUGCCCAGAGUGCCUAGAGCACAGGCUGGGUGUUUUAUUACACUGCUAUGUUGUAAAUGCAGGCAAGCCCGGUGGGAAUGCUGAUGUCUGACUCAGUUCAGAAGGCUGAAUGAUUUCUGUGUUACAAAUAUGCUAAAAUACAUUAAUAUACUAUAUAAAGGAAGAUACUAAAACUGCAUACCUACUUUUUCUAACUUACUCACAACUCGUGACCUUGUCAACAGUCCAGCCCCAGGUGGGUUGGAUUGGCCACCAGGCUCAAACAAUCCUCACCAGAAUCCAAUCAAGCAAUCACCCCAGAUAAACAAUUCUCCAGACACAUUCCACAUGAGAAAAACAAGGAGCAGAAAUAGAAAUUGUUUUCUCUUCCUUUCUCUCUGUGCACCUCUAUGAAAAAUCCUGAGAGAGAGAAAUGUGCUUGCCACACUGCUAUCCAUGACAGAAUAGUAAGACUUUUUAGAGGCUAAAACUUAGAAAAUAAUUGGCAGACAAGUAAAACAUACAGAACAAAGGACAUAAUUCUUAAAAAUAAUCUUCAAUUAAAAUAGGGAAUUCAGCCAAGUCCCGUGUUGGCUGGUUGGUAACAAACUUGUUACCAUGGCUUGGUGAAGCUGUGCUUCCUGCCACUUUGAGGCUGUCUCUUUUAGGACAUUCUAUAUAUACAUAUAUCACAUUCAAUUUUAGGGGCUGGGAAGGGAGGGAGAUUUAUUACUGUGUCUCAAAAAUCUAUCAAAUUUUCUAUUGAAGCUCUUUAAACAUGGUGAGGGGGUUAGCAUCUGCAGCUGAUGCAUUUAAUUACUUGAGCUGUAAAUAAUCAUCUUUAUGUCAUUGGGUCCAAAUGUUACAUUUUUUUGUUGUUUUUAUUUAAUAUUGCAGAAUCAGUUUUUGUCAUCACCUUUUUUUUUUUAAUUAAAAUAAAAAUCCCCAACCAAAACCCAGCCAAGAAGCUGAAUUGUUUUAGCCAAGCUAAUGGUGGGAGGGGACAGAGCUCAAGUGAUUGCCCUUCUUCUGUGCCAGUGGCACAGCUCUGCCCCACAAGAAGGCCAAAGGUACCUGGGGAUCAGGUAAGUGGCAGCCCCAGCAGGUGGCCUGGGCUGUUCUGCAUGCACCAGUUUGCCUCAUAUGGAUGAAAAGGACAUUUUAAGUUUUGGAAAACUGGGGAGAAAAAAUAGACCAAAAAUUGCAUGGAUUCCCCUAUGACUGUUUGCCUUAAGUUUUGGCAAUGUUUUAUUUCAAGUUUACCAAAAUUCAAUGUAACCCAUUACUAGGAUAAAGUAGGAUAACAAAUUUUACACCAGGCACCAGCCUCUUAAAACCUCUCUCAAUUUAAAAAAAAUUUAACUCCUAGAUGUGUUAAGGAACUUUGAGUAUUCUCAGACAACCUGCUUUAUACCCAAAGCGAUAAUUUCAAGGGCGAGUUAGUUUCAAUUUUUAAAAAAUCUACAGAAGCUGAAUUGAGAUUUUUAGUUAAAGCAGGAAUUCAGGCUUAUGUCCAAAGCUACCUCUGGAAUUUCCACCCAGGGUGGGGUUGGGGUUUGGGAAUACCAGAGGUGUUCACAACUGCAGCUGGGUCUGGUGCUGUCCUGGCCCUGUUUUUACUUGCACACACACACCCCCUCAUGUGUUCUGUUCUCUGCCAAGAUAGGGGGACUUGCCAGAUACUAAAGCAAGCUGAUGUAUUGGAAACGUAUUUCUUACAAGUUCUGUAUUGUAUUUUUCAAUCCAGCCCCAAAUUCCACCCCAUCCACAUCCCAGGCUGUCAGAGCCUCACGCUGUUCCCCAGGAUCUCAUGGCCCAAUAUCAAAAGCAGUUUAUCUCCAUUUUCAUAAGAGAAAGACAGAAAAGAGAUAUAGCAAUGGAUUAGAAUUUUAUUUAAUUUUCAACUGAAACUCCCAAAAGCUCACUCUCAACAGAUCAGCCGUAAUAUUAUAAAUGAACUUUUAUUAAAGACACUUCAAUGCCGUUUGUUAGACACUUCAAUAUCUUACAUGUUUUUCAAUGUACAACAUUGUACCAAAUUCUCUAAUAAAUAAAUAAAUUUGUACACAAAA